Molecule: messenger RNA, 264 nt
Organism: Monoraphidium neglectum
Lineage: Eukaryota; Viridiplantae; Chlorophyta; Chlorophyceae; Sphaeropleales; Selenastraceae
Exons: 2
Coding region: 1-264 (87 amino acids)
Source: RefSeq, a predicted model, not a curated record
AUGGCCCUUUUGCUCGCCAAGCGCAUCGCCAGCGUCGGCCGCGCGCUCGCCGCCGCUUGCCGCCGUGCCUGCCUGCGGAUCCUGCCGCUGCUGGGUCGCCGGCGGCUGCUGCUGCUGCUGCUGCUGCUGCUGCUGCUGCUGCUGCUGCUGCUGCUGCUGCUGCUGCUGCUGCUGGGGCUGCUGCUGCGGCUGGAAGGCCUGCGGCUGCUGCUGCUGCCACGUGCCCGCGGCGACGACGCCUGCGACAGGCGGGUACCCGGCUGA